This is a messenger RNA of Cyprinus carpio (common carp), 1884 nucleotides long. RefSeq names its product solute carrier family 38 member 11 (gene slc38a11). Gene Ontology annotation, biological process: amino acid transmembrane transport. The record is from RefSeq and is a predicted model, not a curated record. Gene Ontology annotation, molecular function: amino acid transmembrane transporter activity. NCBI's taxonomy places the organism in Eukaryota, Metazoa, Chordata, Actinopteri, Cypriniformes, Cyprinidae.
GCAUAUAGCUGUUUGCAUCCCUGUUUGUGUCUUUAUAGACCUAAUGUUCAUCAUGAACAUCUGUCUAUCUAUCUAUAUUCCAUGUGCAUUUUCUUUAGUUGCAUUUCAGUUCAGCUACUUUCCACUAUUUCCCAAUAAAGCGAGACUGUUGAGUAAAUGUUCAUCUAGUGGCUAUAAUACGGUUUAACAGGCUUUGUGUCAAACACAGAUUAAGCUCUUUGUGUAGAAACAGCUUUUCAAACAGCCUGCAGCUGAUGCUGAAUCGCAGCAGUAAGGGGCGUAUUUUUAUUCUGUGGGUUGACCGAAUGAAUCAGAUGGAGCACUUUUACUGCUGCUCGAGUCCAUGACAUGGGAAACAUCCAUCUAGUGCAGCAGGACAUCUCAGAAGGGGUGUCGGAGAAACCACAGAAGUGAAGAAAAAAACAGUAAAGCUCAACAGAUGGACGGUGACAGGGAUUGUUUAUUGUCUUCACAUAAGGACAUGGGGGAAAGUGGAACUAGUUCGAUAUCCUCUGCCUCGUUUAAUUUCAUCAAUUCCAUUAUAGGAUCUGGAAUCAUAGGUUUGCCGUAUUCCUUGAGUCAGGCCGGCCUCCCAAUGGGUCUCCUGCUGCUUAUUCUGGUUGCCUUCAUCACAGAUUACUCCAUCAUCCUGCUGGUCAGAGGAGGGAAUCUGUCUGGGACUCACAGUUAUCAGUCUCUGGUUCAAAGCACAUUUGGCCAGAUAGGAUAUGUGAUUGUGUCGGCUCUACAGUUUCUUUACCCAUUCAUUGCAAUGAUCAGCUACAACAUCAUCACAGGUGAUACGCUGACCAAAGUGUUUAUGAGAAUUCAAGGAGUUGGUCCCGGAAACAUUCUUACAGAGAGACAUUUUGUAAUAAUGAUGUCCACUCUUCUGUUUACACUCCCGCUUUCUCUCUAUAAAGAUAUUGCAAAGCUGGGAAAGGUAUCUUUAUUGUCCAUGCUUCUGACUCUUGCCAUCCUCAUCACAGUGGUUGUGAGAGCAGCAACACUAGGACCACAGAUACCUGCGUCAGAUGGUGCAUGGGUGUUUGCACGGUGGAAUGCAAUUCAGGCGGUUGCCGUCAUGUCUUUCGCUUUUAUCUGCCACCACAACAGCUUUAUGAUCUACGGGUCGCUGCGGGAGCCCACACUGAGCAGCUGGUCUCUUGUCACUGUGGGUACAGCUGUGCUGGUCAGUGCUGUCUUUGCUGCUGCAGGUUAUGUGACUUUUACUGGUUAUACACAAGGUGAUAUAUUCGAGAACUACUGCAGGAAUGAUAACUUGGCUACAUUCGGUCGAUUCUGUUAUGGUGUCAGUAUAAUCACCACGUUCCCUCUGGAGUGCUUUGUAACUCGUGAGGUGGUCUCUAAUGUGUUUUUUAAAGGAGAGCUCAGUAACACCACGCAUGUCAUCAUCACGUUGGUGAUCGUAUCAGCGGCGACUGCCCUCUCGCUCUCUUAUGACUGUCUGGGUAUCGUACUGGAGCUGAAUGGGGUUUUGAGCGCCAUACCCCUCAUGUUCAUCUUCCCCGCCGCCUGUAACCUAACCUACCGCACCUCCUCUCGCUUCUCAAAAGAAAACCUCAUCCCCAGCAUCAUCCUGGCGGCGGGUGUUUGUGUGAUGAUCAUCGGUUUGAUCAUGAUGGUGCUCUUCCCUCAGGACUGUUCCCACGGAGCAGAGAUGUUCUACUGCACCGUCUCCAACACCUCCGUUCCCAGCACCACUUCACCGAACACCGGGCUGCAGUUAAUGAACGCCACACAGAAUACCAGCAUUUUCUGACUGCCAUUAACUCAUUUUCACUGGUAUCUGUUUAUAUGGCGUUUUCUAAUCUAGUGAGAAAUCAUUGAUACAAUUGGUGUAUUAAAGAAAUGACAUAAAAA